AUGCCGUCGACGGCAUUGGUGGCAGCAAUGGCGGUAGUGGUUGUGGUGCUGGCACCAUUGUCGAUGUUUCCAUCAUCGAAUGGCUGUGGCGAGAGAAGAACUAUAACGCCGGAUGCUCAUCGUAACCGUAGAUGCCAGCCACCUCAGAAAAUUAUCUUGUGUGUAGAAGGAUUUGAGGCCAACAGUGAUGGUCUAGGCGGCAAACGAUAUCUGCAAAGACGUUAA
Molecule: messenger RNA, 225 nt
Organism: Angiostrongylus costaricensis
Lineage: Eukaryota; Metazoa; Nematoda; Chromadorea; Rhabditida; Metastrongylidae
Source: the annotation of a GenBank genome assembly